AUGGCGCGGACCAAGAAGAUAAAAGCGCACGUUGCCAGCGAUGCUCUCAUACAACAGUCCAUCGCCGACCAGGUCCGCGCAAAUGAGAACCGCCCAGACCGCUCCACCAUCGAGAACACGAAUCAUGCCAACAGACCGACGGCAUUCCGCGCAAGACAUCCUCGCCGCACGGCGACCUCUCUCCCAGCGAAGCUGCUGCAACCCUCAAACUCUGCGGGCUUCAGCAAGUUCCUUCUGCCUGCGACUCAGCUUUACGCCCAUCUUCUGGACCAUGCGCUACCAAUCUUCCACUGCCUCAUCCACACCGUACCUAAGCUGCUUCCGCGCAAGAGAGCCUCGGACCCGAGGAUGUGGAUCUAUCCGGAGCCGCUCCUAACUUUGAUCAAAGAGCAGAAAGAAUCGACCUGGCAUUACAUGCGACAGAUCGGAGAAGCUGUAGACUGGGUCGUCAGUGAGCCAAACGCAGGGAAGGGUCUUAAUGAGUCGGACGAAGGGAUGGCCACGAUCCAGCGCACCCGUCCGCUGCUGCGCUGUGGAUUGAUGGGUCAUGGGGCUACGAUCACGACUUCGGUAAAAAUGGUCCGAGCGGUCGAGGAUGCCGCCCGCUCAGGCAAUGAUGCAGCAGGCGAAAAGUGGCACUCGUCCCAAUUGGCGAUUUUGUGGCUGCACGAAAUGUCGCACGCAGUGGUGCACGCCGUACUUCCUGCGGAACCCGACACGCCGCAACACGUUUUUCUCGGUACAGAUGCGCCAACAUCUGAGGUGGGCUUCGAGGUCGAGCAGAGAAUCUUUGGUGGGAUCAUGUCGCUUCAGAGAGACGUAGUCCCAUGGGCGGGAGGAGUCUGCUUGGAGGAGUGGCCAGAUAGUCAGACUUUGGCUUACCACCGGGAGAUGGGCGACCUGAUCGAGACGAGAGGUUCGUCGAGAGCAUUGACAAAGGAAUGGAACGUGCUGUGGAAGGUCGAGAGUGACUUCUGGGAGCGUAUGUUCGAGGAAGAGUUCUGGCUUCAGGAGGGGAUCGCGGGCAAUCUUGCAGCGUUACAUGCCAAAAGGGAUGCUGGCGUUACGGCUGUGUUCAAAGACACGACGUUGGCCGAGGAGGAGGCUAUAGCUUCCGAGAUGCAAUCCAUGGAUUAUGCGGAAGUGAGGGAACACCUGUGGGUGAAGCAAGGGUCGGCUGUGGGCGAGAUCGAGACGUUCACCCAAAGCGAGAGGAAUAUGGCAGACAAGAGCAAGUCAGCUGAGACAUCAAAGCAACAGAGUCAGCGUUGA
Molecule: messenger RNA, 1272 nt
Organism: Zymoseptoria tritici IPO323
Lineage: Eukaryota; Fungi; Ascomycota; Dothideomycetes; Mycosphaerellales; Mycosphaerellaceae
Exons: 1
Coding region: 1-1272 (423 amino acids)
Source: RefSeq, a predicted model, not a curated record